This is a messenger RNA of Branchiostoma floridae (Florida lancelet), 3511 nucleotides long. RefSeq names its product WD repeat-containing protein 27-like. NCBI's taxonomy places the organism in Eukaryota, Metazoa, Chordata, Leptocardii, Amphioxiformes, Branchiostomatidae. Gene Ontology annotation, molecular function: protein binding. The record is from RefSeq and is a predicted model, not a curated record.
CCUACAAGAGUAACCAAGAUGGCUGUCGAUUACCCAAACAUCUGGGGUUUCUCUGGCUCUUCAACCUAUCUAUUCAUUCAGUCACAACCAUCACAGCUUCGUCUCGUACACAAUGUGUUCAUAAGGACUUGGGUAAUGACUGGAGUUGGAAUCACUGCUUCUUACUCUCUGAGUACAGGUCAGUGAGGGACUAGAAGAAUGUCUGCUGUGUUAGAGCUGACCAUACCUACAGUAACUUCACCUUCUCACACUCAACUCUCCUGUAAUGGAACUUACCUUGCUGUGCCGCAUGGCAAGGGUGAAGUGGGAGUGUGGAGCCUGCAAGAUCUGGGAUUUAGGCAACUGGACUUGGUAGCACACAAGAAAGCUGUCACUGCCACCAGCUUUGGGUUCCACUCCCAGCCUACCCUUCUGUGUACUGCUGCAGAAGAUUACAUCAUAGUGUGGAACAUUGAGGAGGCACGUCAUAUGUAUGAAAAAGGACAGCAAAUUCGAGGGCAAAUUAUUGGCCAAGUGUUAGGUUAUGUGCAACAUGUGAGCUUCAGCCCAGAUGAUGCCUUGGUAGCAGCUUGCAUAGGAAGUGAAAUUCUCAUCUUAGAUUCUCAGGUUGAAAGACUUCAUUCUACCCUGGAAGGACAUAACUCAAUUGUGACAUCAGCAGAAUUUUGUCCACAUCAUAAAAGUACCAUAGUGUCUAUCUCUGAAGACAGGACAUUCAAGGUUUGGGACUUGGAAAAUUCAUCACUGAUAUACCAGUCAACAAUAAUAUCUGCUUUCCCAUUUCUGAGUAUGUCCCAUGACCCAACCAAGGAAAGUUUUGCUGUGGGAACAUCAGAUGGCCAGGUUAGAAUAUAUGACCUCUCUGAUGGCAGUGGCUUUCGGCAACUGCAUCAAGUCGAUAUUGGAAAAACAAUUUCCAAAUGGAAAACAGCCAAGGAGGACAACAGGCCUAGAGAGGAGAAAGGUCCAGUAACAGUCAGCAGUCGUCCGACCUGGCAGAAACCUCCAUCCCAGGACCCUGUUGCCCAGGAUAGCUUGACGUGUGGGGACUCUGAGGCCAGUGCUGCUGUUAUCGGCUUACAUUACUGUCGUAAGCUUAGACCCAGGCAAGAUGCAAUGAAACACACAGCACCUAACUUCCUGGGUCAAGACUCAAGCCUAGUAGACAAUUUGUUGGAUGUAGCACCUGUCCUUAUUGUAGGAACCACCAAUGCUUUGGUCUUCAUCAACGCACACACCUUUGAAACUACUUCUUUAUUAGACUUCGAGGACUACAUUCCAUCCAUGGUGAAAGAUGGUCCAUCACAGUGUAAUAUCCCGCUGGCUGGGAGCUUUGCAUUUGCUCAGGGAGCAGACAAACAACAGGUGUGGUGUCUAGUUGGGAGCCUGUUUCAGAAGUCUGUGGAUGUGCUGAGACUGACUGUCCCUGCACCUGAGGGGCUGGUUCAUGAGCUGGAAUCACUGAGCCUCUCAUCACAGUCUGUAGAUGAUGGAGCCAGUGGGGAGGGAGGAACUGCAGAAAUCAGUGUGCUUUCUAGUGGCUGAGAACUCCCCACUGAGGUCAGAACUGGUGCCAAGAAGCAAAGAAACCAGCUCAGGAAGGCAAAAACAGAGAGGCCAUCUGGUAACCAAACCUAAAGGACAAGGGGGAGAUCAGCCACUGACCUUCAAAAGUAAAAUAAAGUCCUCAGGCUACACUCAAGCACCAAGAAUGAAGAUGUUCACACCAAGCACAAGGCCUACCAAAGGCAGCCUGACAAGCAGAGCAAAGCCUACUGGAGGAGACAGGCCGGGUGUAAGGGAGUUCCCCAUGGAGAGUGGACCUCCCAUCAGUCUACAAAAGAAACUAGAGGCUGCAGAGAGACCCACACCCAUCAACAGCAUUACCUUCUCAGAUGAUGGGACCUAUCUCGCAUGUGGACUGGCCAAUAAGUCUGCUCUGGUACUGAAGAUGCCUGGCCUCACCAAACCUCACAGCAUCACAGGUCACAAUGCAGCUGUGACGUCUGUCAACUGGAGUAAGGAAGGAAGAUGGCUGUUGACAGCCUCUGAUGAUAAAACAGCCUCUGUCUGGACCACUGGCCAAUCAGAACCCAUCUUGACCUUCUCUUCAACCAACCACAACUUUGCAGUGGACAAAGAUGAUGGCAAACUGGCAGCAAAGGAGAACCGUGCCUUUCCCCACCCAGUGAGGCAUGCCCAGUUCUACUACAUGGACAAGUUUAUCUUGCUGACCUGUGGCAGUGCCAUCUCCAUGUUCAAGUACCACCUGGAUCCCACAAAAGAUGACAUCAAAAGGUAUCAACCAAAAAGUCGCUACAAGCUGGUGAAGACAUUUACAAUGGAGAAGACCCAACAUAUAACUGCUUUGUCUGCUGUCAAUGGCUUCUACUCCUACAUUGUUUUGUGUGCAGGGUCAAACAAGAGCAUGGAGGUGUUUGACAUGAAUGUUGCCAGAAGCAUCAGGACCAUCCCAGAUGCACAUACCAGGCCAGUCCACGCUUUCUGCCAGAACAAAGGGUCGCCCUUCGUGUCUCACCCCUCCAGCGCCUAUGACCUGUUCCUGACAAGUGCGCUAACGGACGGCAUCAAACUGUGGGACCUGCGGACAAACAGGUGUGUAAGGCGCUAUGAAGGGCACCUGAACCGCGCUUACCCCUGCGGUCUGACCAUGAGCCCGUGUGCACGCUUCAUCGCCACUGGAGCAGAGGACAAAUCGGCAUACAUCUAUGAUGUAAGAGAGAGCGGUCCACUGCACAAGCUGACAGGUCACACUGAUGUGGUGUCAGAUGUAGCCUUCCACCCCCACACACCUCAGCUGGUGACAUCAUCGGUGGAUGGAAAACUACAUUCUUAUGUGGAGAAUAGAUGACCCUGGUCAGGUGGCACAAGUGAAUUGGUAAGACGUCCAGUUUGCAGCUGAAGAAGUGCAUGGUGCACCCCACCUACGUGAUUCCAGAGAGGAAGAACCCAGACUGUUGGCACUGACCUGCAGUAGUGAUUGCCAUCUUCUCAAGCUCUCAGUGCACUGUGAACAUGUUUCUCAAAUAGGUAAUUGCCUCAAUGUCAAGCUGUUGACAGGCACUAUUAUUGUCUCCGUCCAGAUUGCUAGUUCCUUUACUUUUCCCUGGUACUUUUAUACCCUGCAGUUUGCUUUCAAGAUGAAAUCAUGGUUGUUACAUUGUACUUCAUUGUAUAGGUAACAUGUACAAACUUUGCUGCUAUUGAUUAUACCCAUGUCUCUACAUUAAAAAAUAUUUUCUGUCAUACAGAUACAUGUACUUGAAAAAGUAUCUUCUAAAUGUUCGCAACACUUCAAUGUAUUUUUUUAUAGAUUUGAAAGACACUUGCUAGGAAAGCUCUUGUGCAACAGUAGCUGUAGUAGUAGUAGGAGGAGGAGUUGUUCUGUAUUACUUGUGAGUGUGACACUGUUGUACAUUUUUGCAAUUUCAUUGAAAUUUCUACAAAGUUACUAUUGUUUGAUAAAUUAAAAUACAAAGGCAAAAUGGAA